GUUUCGGUACCUUUUUUCUUUUUCUUGAAAAAUUUCGCUCCGUCAGAUUGUGAGAGUGAGAGCAAGGCGUCGAAGCUCAUGUUGUGUCGUUAGAUUCAGGCGUCGCACAUUUCUCAGAGUACGAUUGCGGAUUGGUCGUGCCGUAUUUUUCGAUGAAAUUAAAGUCUGCACAGCCGUCACGGAGAAGAUGAGUAUCUCGCAAUUUCUAGCGAAUCCGGGCCUCUUCGUGAAAGAGCGCGAGAAGCGCGAGGACGGCCGACUUCCAAAGGAGAUUCGAUGCAGUAUCAGGGGAGCAGUAGUGCAGCGUUUCUAUGACGGAGAAUUCGAACCAGUAGAAGAAGACGCAGACCGCAAGAACAGCAAGACACAACCCAAGAAAUCGAAGAAAAAACCUGAAGACUGCGCUGAGGAUGAAGAAGAACCCGUUGAAAAUACUGGGGAGGUUUCCAAGGAGUACGGUACGCGAAUCUUUUAUUUGAAAUACAAACAUCUCCGGAAAAACGCAAAGAACGAGGAGUAUGUCCUGAAGACCACAAGCAGCAUCCGGCCGUAUUUGCGGGAGCUCGCAGAUGCCGACUUCACAGACGUCCCUGCUUCAAUAAAGACCAAACUGGAACGGUUUCGAUGUUACCUGCAGCACGGUCGCCCGAAUCUCGAUAAAGUCAGCGGGCAAGAUGAGGAGACAAGCACCAGUGACUCCAGCUCGGACGACUCUCCGCCUUCGCCGAAGCUGUGCUACCGGACUAAAGUUGCAUCGUCGUCUUCUUAUUUCUCGCACAUCACCGAGAAGGCACAGAAAAAGGAACCGCUUCUACCACAGUUCUGCUUCGCGGAAGGGCAAAGUGAGAAGAAGUCCUGGAAAACGGCGAAAGCAUUUCAUAACGAGAUCAGUACACCCGAAGGAACACUCGAAAUGCAGGUGGUGAUAAAACAAGAUGCCGAAUACCGCAGUGAAGAAGUCUACCUGAAGAAAAGCAGUGUCAACACGGUUUUUGCGGAACUUCAGGAGCAAGUUUUCGGAAACUUCCAGACGUAUGUCGACAAAACCGUCUCUCUUCUUGCGGAAAUUCCCAAGGAAGCUGGUACGUACUACAGCAACAGGAAGGAGUUCUCGAAUCAGUUUUUGAAAACCCAGUACUUUGAGCCGCCCAGCAACAAUUCGGUGGAGGACGAAGGGGACGGGGAAGCGGAGGAAAGAGCACUAGACACCGGCUUUAAGAUUCCAAGCAAUAAGAGGGACGAGGAAGCACCGAAGCCCAAAAAGUGGACAAAAAGCAAAGAACUCCAGUUGCGGAAGGAACAACUGCAGGCGAUUUCCUGGAUGCUCAAACGCGAAAGAGUGCCAGAAACGGUCACGGUAAAGCAGAAGAAAUUCGUAGAACAAAAGCAACUGUCGUCCGAAGACGACUCGGGGUUUUUUCUGAAUAUAUCGACAAAUCCCAUCGGCAAUACAAUCCAAAAAGCUCCGUGGGGGUUAGAGCUCGAGGCUAGCUACAACUUUGCGGUACAGAUGCAUUUUUCUUUUUUGGUGAUGUGCGUGUGCUUGCACGAAACGCAGCGCAAAAACUCUAAAACUGACCUACUUACACACGACUUCAAACAUACAACUUCUACGUACAGGUGCAUGGCGGCAUUCUUGCAGACCGACCGGGAGAAGGAAAAACAGUUACUACCAUCGGGUUGAUGGCUGCGCAGAAAGAUUACUUUGAUGCCAACAAGAAGGCGCUUCCAACUAUUCCGGACAAAGACGUGCCGUACUACUUCAAUUUGCCAAAAACGACAUUGAUCCUCGUCCCCAGUCGUUUGAUCAACCAGUGGGCGGACGAAGUGCAAAAGUUUGCCUCCCAGUACAAGCUGAGAACCUACCUGAUAAAACACGCCGGACACCUCUCUGGGAUGAGCCCCGCAGAGCUGAAAGAAUUCGACCUGAUCGUGUGCACCUACCAGCUCUUGUACUCCGAGAAGUUCGGGAAGCGCGCCGGCGACUGGUUGCAGCUGGACGACAAAGACGAGCACGCGGACAAGAUAGGCGCGCAGAAAGCAUACUCGCACCAAGCGUUGAAGCGUGUCACAAAGACUUUCAUCGAGGAGUGGGACACCGCGGACCAGGCCACGAGGCAGCGAUACACGAACAGCACCAUUUUCAAGGAGUCGACCGCACUGACGGCAAAGGAAAUAAAAGAGAACUGCCACGCCACGGCGCUGAGAAACAAGAAACACACUUCCAUGGACGUCGUCUUUCCGCUCCUGGAACAGGUAGAAGCGUCAUGCUUUUUGCAUUACGCCUUCCAGAGAGCCGCAACUUGCUGCGACUUCGUGUUUUUUUGAUGUGGUAUUGAUACACAAAAUGAAAACUAACUGUUCCUGUUUCGAUGGACAAUCGAGUAGACACAAAUGCAACACAACAUUGACAGUGCUUCUUCCAGAGAAUUAUCUACGACGAGAUACACGAGGCCGAGACCUUCAAAGGCAGGACCGCUACUCUCAUGGCAUUACGGGCCCACUUCAAAUGGGGACUGACCGGGACGCCGUACGUGGAAAGUUUUCAAAGUGUGAAAACUCUGGCGGGACUGUUCAGCGUGGACGUGAUGGCGGGAGGUGCUAAGUUUUACUGUCUUGCUUUUGGUAUGUGUGUUUUUUGGAACUACGACGACCGCGACGCAGCUCGCCUGCGCUGUUUUCGCUGCUCGCUUGUAGUCACAAGCGAAAGCGGUCACAUUCGUUGACAGCCUGCUUCGCCCUCCUCAGGUGUCUCCGGCGAGUGGUGUGCUCCCGAGGGGCCCAUUGAAAUCAAGCCAGGCAAGAAGAAGCCGCAGAACCCAAACGACGACGUCGGUCUUCCGCGAAAUCGCAACGCGCCCUUCCGGCCGCCUUGCGUGAGUUCCGUGUUGUUGGCGAAUGGGCGAGAGUUUGUGAAGAAGCUGAUGCGGCAGAAUAAGACCAGCGCUGCAGUCAAGGCCAUCAAAAUGGUAAGUGCUUUGCUUUCGUACUACUUUUUUCGUACGUAGAUUUGAAUAAAGUGCGUAGUGUCGUUCUGAAGUCGACACCAGAUUGGGACUUGAUUCAGUAUGGAUGUUGUUCGAUGUUGUACUUGUAGAGGUGCGCCGCACUGAAACUACAAAAAGAAACCUACAUGGAAGAGUUGUGUUUCUAGAGCAUUAGUACAUCCAUUCUCCUGUCGUAUCAUGACGAUCUUCCGCAACCGCAAUGUGAUACUACAUACAGGAAUAUCACUCGGUCCAAGUGCAGCCAACCGAUGCUGAACAGCUGCUGUAUUCGGAGACUCUGAAAAAGUACAAGGCGGAAGGGAUCGACUUUUCGCGCUCGCUGCAGCAUAGCGAUUUACUCAAAGUACAGGACUUGGUGAAGCUUUGCUCGCACCACUGCCCGGACGGCGACGGGACGGUUGCAAGCGAGAUGGUGAAGAAGUGGAAAACGUCCAAAAAGGAACUGAAGGCUGCAAUCGAAAACGCCAAGACGUUUUUGCGCCGAGUCGACUUGUGCCGCCGGGCAAUCGCGUAUUACGGGAACAAGGGGCAGAAAAAAACGCAGUACUUCAGCGGAAUGGCAGCUAGCAGAGGUGUGCAGGCGGCCUUCGAAGAUAUUGCCAGUUGUACAGCAAUAGUCGCGACGACGACCACGUCGAAGAAGUCAAAGGGCAAGACAAAUAGCACGUCCUCGAAAGUAACCGCAGCGGUCCAGACUGGUGGAUCCUCGAGCUCAAGCGGUGCUGCGAUUGCGGCCGCAGGCGGCGAUGAGUCGCACAAAGAUACGAAGCCCUCUGACGAUGCAUCAAAAGUGAAGAUCAUGAAGGCCCCGUUCUACAACCUCUCUGAGUCGAAGCUUCGCUCGGUGAUGACCCAAACUGUCGACGAAACAGAAUUACCGCUCAAGGUCGAUGUUGCAGUCGAGGUCGCCUCUGGCUCUUCUUCAUCAUCACUGAAGCGAUCAGCGAAAGCCACAGGUAAACACGUGGAAGCUGCAGCGAAGCGGGGCCGCGCGGCGAACGGAAAAGCGAAACCGGAGAACGUCGGCAAGAAAAGUGCUAAAAAUGCGGUUGACGAGGUAACAACCAGCGUCGAAAACUCUGUCACUUUGUUUCUGCUGCCGAAAAUCCGCGAGAAGAUGAAGCAGUUGAUUGGCUGCGACGAGUCCAGUGCCGCGGGCGAGGAAUUGCGAAAAUUUAUCCAGCGGAGCUGCCCGAAACAGGUUGGGUUCAAUCCGGAUACGAGCAAGCAGAGAAAUACUUUGCUGGGCGACGCAUUUCCGGAUUUUCAGCGCGCGGAGGAUGAAGAGCAGUCGGAGUCGGAUGAUGACAGCGAUUCCUCGUGGCGCGACACGGAUGCGAGGAAACAGUACCUCCUCUUUCGCGAGAGCAUCGAUCCCGCAAAGGCACUAGCGAGGUACGAAAGCGACGAGCUGGCGCAGGAGGACCCGUUGAAGAAAGAAGAACCCAAGAGCAAGGAAAACGAAACGAAAAUUUUGGACACCUCCGAUGGAUUUCGCGUUGGAAGCAUCUUUCGGGAACAAUUCGCCAAUCCCGAUCGCGUGGUCACAGGGAAGGUGACAUCAAGCGAGCCGUUCUUCGAUUGGGUGAAGAUCGAGGAGACUGGUGCUAAAAAUACCUCUACGGCAUCCAGUUCGAGUUCCGGGGCAGCGCCGUCAAAGGCAAUCAAUACGUCGACCAGUUUGGGUUUGGAUCGCGUCCCGUCUCCGCAAAAAAAGGUCGUGACGACAAGCAGCGUUACAGCGGACAGAAAGGAGACCGCGGGUCAGCGAGCCAACUUAAAGCUCAAACUCGAACGGUACUACCGGGACACACUGCAGGAGGAGGUCCUUGCUGCUCUUUCCGCCGUGCAGGACAAGGCCAGGGCACACGCGUUUUUGUCCACCGCGAAGGCAGUUUUUGGGUAUGAAGAGGAUUGCCCAGCCUGCGUACACUGUGAAGAAGCGACUGUGGACCAGGGAUUGGGGGUCAUGCAGUGCGGUCACGUCAUUUGCAAGAACUGCGCCACCACGAAAGUGCGUAAGUGCGACGAGUGCGGCCGCAAUGUGCCCAAGUGGGAACCGCCCCAUGUUUACUUCGCCGAUCCGAAACCAGCGCUCGCGGGCCUGCAGCCAAACCUCCUCUCUUCCUAUGUAGUAAGGCUAAGAUGACUUCUUUGUCUUCAUGUUUAAUGAUCAUGAUGAUGAUGAUGAUUUGUGAUGCUGAUUCUAGUAUUGAGUCGUCUCGUGCGUGUGUUUGCAAUCGCUUCUUUCAUUGUGUCCGACAAUUUCCAGUUGUGGUAUGAAGAUUCUAACUAUGAUGACCAGCUACCAUAAACCCAUUAUCAGGUACCGGUUCCAAAUAUGAUUGUUCCGGCGUCCUUCACCGAGUUCGGGUCGAAGAUCAAGCAGAUUUGUAACACACUCCGCGAUAUCAGAUGCAAAAGUGUCUGGGUUUGGAAGAAGGCAACUUGUCAUGCUAAAUCUGAAUCAGGCAAAAAAGUGUGUUGCAUGAUUGCCAAAAGUUGUGCACUUUUGACCGAAUCGAGAGGCAGUUUCUCAUGCUGGAUAGGCAUUGGAAAGCUUUCGCAGAAUCUGUCAUGCUAUGUCCUACAUACCAGACCUCAUGGGUAUAUGGAACUAAACCUGCAUCUUCCAGACCCGGCCACUUUUGCAAUCCAUCCGCGACAUCAAGCAACGAGAAACGGACGCCAAGGCCAUCGUGUACUGCCAGUGGCCCGAUCUGUCCAAGAAGCUCGCGGCGGCGUUCAAGGCGUACAGUUUUAAAUUCCGCAACCUGAACGCAGGGAACGCCAACGUGCAGACCGCUUUCCAGAACGACGAGCCGUUCGAAGAGUCAGAGUCGCCAGAGAUCCUGGUGAUGAACCUGCAGAAGGCGGCGAGCGGAACCAAUUUGCAUCGGGUACGUAGAGAGUGUUCGUCUGAUUCGGACUUUUGUGUCAAGUUUUCGUUUAGUGCUAGUGGGUGCAGCGUCCAACCUGCACAGAGAGAGUGCAAGACUCCUUACUUCAAGUACACAAAAAAAAUUGUUCGCAAAUCUCACAGGCAUCGCAUUUACUCCUUGUCCACCCGAUGGUGGCAGAUACGGCGAAGCAGAGUCGCGCGUUCGAGAAGCAGGCCAUCGGCCGCAUUCGCCGGUACGGCCAGAAACGGACCUGCCACAUCUACCGCUUCUAUACCAUGGACACGAUUGAGCACGAGUUGCACGACCGCGUGCUGGAGAACCAAGGGGACGACGAUGACGAGGAGAAUUCGGAGGAAAGCGAGGGAGAGCUCGACGAUCCAAUGGACGUGGAUCAGGAAGGGGUCUGA
Molecule: messenger RNA, 6318 nt
Organism: Amoebophrya sp. A120
Lineage: Eukaryota; Dinophyceae; Syndiniales; Amoebophryaceae
Source: the annotation of a GenBank genome assembly